Messenger RNA from Cryptomeria japonica (Japanese cedar), 1526 nucleotides. Its product is annotated as adenylate kinase 1, chloroplastic. The coding region runs from base 247 to 1119 and encodes 290 amino acids. The transcript is spliced from 4 exons. Gene Ontology annotation, molecular function: AMP kinase activity; ATP binding. Gene Ontology annotation, cellular component: cytoplasm; mitochondrion. Gene Ontology annotation, biological process: nucleobase-containing compound metabolic process. The record is from RefSeq and is a predicted model, not a curated record. NCBI's taxonomy places the organism in Eukaryota, Viridiplantae, Streptophyta, Pinopsida, Cupressales, Cupressaceae.
CACCGUAGAUUUUUCCUCGCUGCUGGCGUGACAUAUUUAGACCGUUUUUGCAUGGUGAGCUGGCCGUUGAGCCGAAGCCACCCCUUAUGUGACCGUAGGGCGUCAGCACAAGCACAAGAAAACAGCACAGCCUCACUAAUAGUUGCUCCUUUUCCGCUAUAAUAGGGUAAAACCCUCAUACAAGCAGAGCAUAGACCCUUCUGCAAUUGCACCAGCAUUGCCGUGGGUUGAAGCUCUGUAUUAACGAUGGCAUUGAUCGGCGGCUUAUGUAGAAAAAAUUCGCUGAUAAAUCGGUUGUUUUUGCGAAAGUACACAUCAUCUGUUGCCUAUGAUUACGAUCGGUGGGAGUUAGCGUAUCCUUUGUCAGCUCUGACGGCGGCGCAAGCGGACGGUCACAUGGUCAGCAGGGGAGUGCAGUGGGUUUUCAUUGGCAGCCCUGGCGUGGAGAAGAGCGCUUACGCCAGCAAACUUGCUGAAUUACUGAAUGUGCCACACAUUUCCAUGGGGAAUUUGGUUAGAGAAGAGCUGAGAGUACAAUCAUCGCUGUCAAAGCAGCUUUCAGCUGCUGUAAGCCAAGGGAAACUCCUUCCAGAUAAUAUCAUCUUUAAACUGCUAUCCAAACGAUGGGAACUUGGAGACAGGCUUGGAGAAACAGGAUUUAUUUUAGAUGGAUUUCCACGGACAAGGAUGCAAGCGGAGAUCUUGGAUCGUGUGGCAGACAUUGACAUGGCUAUCAACUUCAAGUGCAAAGAGGAGGCCAACCUAAUCAAGAGGUGUUUAGGAAGGAGAACAUGUUCACACUGUGGUAGGACUUUCCAUGUGGCAAAUACUGAUUCCAAGGUUACAAACGUAGGGUUCAAAAUUCACAUGCCACCUGCGCAAUCAUUUUGUACUUGUUUAGGAAAGCUUGUCACCGGUGCAAGUGAUGCUGAAGAGAUUCUUAAGGAAAAGCUCCGUAUUUACUCAGAGCAGAGCAAAGCACUUGAAGCUCAUUACUGCAAUCAAAAAAAGCUGCUAAAUUUUGAGGUUCCCGGAGGCAAGCAGGAAACAUGGACAGGACUUCUAGCGGCAUUGGAUCUUAAGGAUGUCGAUAAGACUUCCCAGCAGUUAACUUGCUAAGAAUUUGCAACAAGUCUACAAAAAUGAGAGAAUUUUCUUUUUAGAUUAGUGUUGAUCAAGUCAAGUUUUGUAGAGUUUUAUAUCUCCUUUUCCAUAUUUUUAUUUUUGGGUCUAGUCUUUGGUUCUCCACUAAUGGGGAUUGUCAUGCUUCUAGUUGGAACCUAUAGGAAUUUUACAUUGGCUUUAUUACAUGCAUGAUUGGACUAAGUGUAACGGAUGCUAGACUUUCUCAUUAAGUGGGAGCAAGUGUAACGUAUGUUAGAUUUUCUCAUAUUCCAAAAUGCACUGUAUAUAGAGAAGCCUCGUUAGUUUAAUGCCGGGCAAUGAUAGUGAAAGGCCUAACUAGUUCCAAUCCUAAUGGGAGUACUGGUUUUAUUUGAUCGUUUAACAAUUUUUUCAAGUUCUAA